UCGCCAUUAAAAUCAGAAUGACGACGGAAAAGAUAUUGUUGAGAAGGGGUGUGAUCCUGGUCCUGUUCGUCAUAUUUUAUACUGUAAGAUCUGAAAGUAACGUCGCCCUAAGUAAAGCAACAGUUCAAAGUAGUGACCAGGGGAAUCCUAAAUAUGUAGCAAGUAAAGUUGUGGACAACUGUACAGACUUCGAUGCUGGUUGUUGUACACAUACGAGGCAAGGUCUCAAGACGGCCUGGUGGCGUGUUGAUCUGGGAGAGUUGAUGACCAUAACUAGGAUCAAAAUAUAUUACAGAAAUGAUUUUCAGCAAAGAUUGGCAGGAUACCAGCUUUACGCAUCCAAUACAACUAGCACACCACCAAACGGUGUUCUCUGUUACGAGGACACUAGUAGUACUAGAGAUGCUGUACAGUUGGUGGUAACACACCAGUGCCUGCAAAUAGGUCGGUAUGUGACUGUGUACAACUAUAGAAACAACCCAAAACGAUACAGCUGGUAUAGUAAUGACUCUCUUCUGGAGUUAUGUGAGGUACAGGUGUUUGGUUGUUCUGGAGGAUUUCACGGUACAAACUGUUCGAUGAAAUGCAAUAGCAGUUGUGUUGAGUGUGAUCAGCUGAGCGGGGAAUGCACGGAAUGUAAGGCGGGUUUAUACGGAGUGAAAUGCAACAUGACCUGCGGCCAUUGUAGUAGUUGUAUGCAGGACACUGGUGCUUGCGCGACCGAAUGUGAGCCUGGCUACAAAGGGCAAUUCUGCAAUACAAAACAAGCCCAACAAUCCGAAAGUCAACCUCCAGUAGACGUUGGGCCAAUAGUAGGAGCUAUAGCAGGGGUGAUUGCUGUAGCUGUCAUCGCUAUUGUUAUUGUCAUCAUCGUCAGAAGACGUCGCCAGAGUGAUGGUAAACAGGAAUCCUUUACUGAUAUCGGCCGUUCCAAUGUACACAAGAAGACCAUUUACAACGAACCGCUAGACCCAUCUGGCAAAUCUGGAGUUGCAGAGAGAAACGACUACAGUAAUCCAUUAGAUCCAGACGAGCCACACGAGGACACAGUCAAUGUUUAUGUUAACACUGAGGAGGUAGGAAGAGAGCCCGGAUCUAGUGGUAGCGUCUACUAUAAUACCGGUCCUGUUGGAUUUCCUGUCUCCAGCCUCAAAUCUCUUGUCCAAACAAAACUGAAAAACAAGGCCAAGGCUUUCGAGAACGAAUACAAGUCUAUACCGUCUGGAGCUUUACAUGCACAUACCAUUGGAAUGUUACAACAAAACAAAGCAAAGAACAGAUUUAAAACCACAUUUCCCUAUGAUCAUUCCCGUGUGAUACUUGAUACAGUUGACAAAGAUCCACACUCCAAUUACAUCAACGCCAAUUACAUCGAUAGUGUUAGAAAAACUGCGGAAUACGUAGCAACACAAGGACCAAGGCCCGGUACUGUAAAUGAUUUCUGGCGGAUGAUAUGGCAGCUGCAGACCGGUAAAAUUGUCAUGUUGACAAAUAUCAUAGAAGGAGGAAGGCCGAAGUGCGACAAGUAUUGGCCAGAUGAGGGAGAACCUUUGACCACGGCAACUUUCAGCAUCACUAUGGACAGAGAAAGAUCGUAUGCCUUCUACGUCAUCCGCGAUCUUACAGUAUCAGAAAAGAAGACGAAGUCAGUACGUCAGAUACAUCAGUUCCACUAUACCACGUGGCCCGACCACGGGACUCCAGACCCAAAUGAACUCGUUGUCUUCCACCGCCGCGUGAUGAACUACCAGACGGUCUUGACAGGGAAAAUGGUUGUUCACUGCAGUGCUGGUAUCGGUAGAACUGGAACAUUCAUUGCCCUGGAUGCUCUCCUUGAAUACGGAAAGGAAUUCGGACACAUUGACGUCAUGCAAUACAUAAAAACCAUGCGGAAGGAUAGGAUCAAUAUGGUUCAAACUGCAGAACAAUACAUAGCUGUACACCAGCUCCUUAUCGAAGCCUUCGAUAUGCCAGACACCCUGAUUCCAAGAAUGAAGUACCACACGACACUUACUGCUCUCUCCAAUGACGGCCCAACGAACCAAACAAAGCUAAGAAAGGAAUUCCAGCUGACACAGUCUAUGAAACCAGCUUACACUGAGACAGAUUACCAAGCCGCCUUACUACCAUCCAACAAGAUGAAGAACAGGACCUUAUCUGUCCUAGCAGUUGACAAGUUCAGGGCGUACCUUCGAUCACAGGCUACUGGUAGACCGGAUUAUAUCAAUGCAGUGUCAGUGCCUUCCUAUACAUCCAAAUCUGGGUACAUCGUCACACAGACUCCUCUGGAGGACACCGUGGUGGAUCUGUUGACGAUGAUAAUGGACCACAGCUGUCAGACAAUAGUCAUCAUCCAGCCGGAAGAGAUUAAUUGGCUUCCAAGUGAAGACGAAGAUAAAUCUAUCGGAGAUUUUACGUUGGAACACAGGGGGAAAUCUUCAACGAUAGCAAAUGUUGAUUUGCUUGAAAUUGCAAUCGAAAACGCGGUGAACAGCUUUAAUUCCACUGUUCGAGUGUUCCACGUGACUGGAUGGGGUAGAGAAUCAUCAGCCCCCAAGGAUUCGUCCAUGUUGCUUCACCUACUGGAACUUGUUGACAGCAGACGCAAAUCGGACGAUACCAAGACAACAAUAGUCAUGUGUCGUGAUGGCUAUUCCCAGAGUGGGCUGUUCUGUUGUAUCAGUAAUGCCCGAGACCAAAUGAAGAGCGACGAAGAAGUAGAUAUCUUUCAGAUUUCACGUCAGCUGCUUGUGCGACGUCCAGCAUUUGUGACCAAUUUUGACCAGUACCAAUCCUGCUACAACAUGAUCAAAGACUACUUGGAUACCACCGACGUGUACAUGAACUGAUUAAUGAGUACCUGGAAACCAUCAACGUGAACAUGAAGUAAUUAAUGAGUACCUGGAUAACGCCGACAUGCACAUGAAGUAAUUAAUGGGUACCUGGAUACCAACGACGUGUACAUGAACUGAUUAAUGAGUACCUGGAUACCACUACCGAUGUGUAUAUACUUUAGCUUCCAUAGCUUGCAGAACGUGACAAUUUUCCUGUGAAUACCUGAAUCUUUCCAUAUGCUAGCAUUUUUUUUCAAUGACGCGACGACAAUUAAUCAAAACAAAUAGCAAUGUUUUUUUUCUUCUAUCAUGGAUUUCACUCAUUUCGUUAGAAAGUAAUUAUGUUGUAUAUAUGCAUACUGAUGUUUUACAUAUCACUUUUACCAGUGUACGGAAUUUUUUGUUUUCUGUGGGAUGUUUUUAUUUGUUAUUUUUUGACUGAUAUUGAAUCUCAUUCGUUUUCUUAUUAUUUUACAUUGUUAUAUAUAUUUUUGUAUAUUGCAAACAUACUUUAUUUUGCUUUAAAUAGAUUGAAGGUUUAUUGCAGCGUUACAUUGUUAAUUUGUGUAUUUUUAUUGUUAUUUUGUUUUGCUUUUCUU
Molecule: messenger RNA, 3433 nt
Organism: Pecten maximus
Lineage: Eukaryota; Metazoa; Mollusca; Bivalvia; Pectinida; Pectinidae
Product: receptor-type tyrosine-protein phosphatase alpha-like
Exons: 23
Coding region: 18-2849 (943 amino acids)
Biological process (GO): protein dephosphorylation
Molecular function (GO): protein tyrosine phosphatase activity
Source: RefSeq, a predicted model, not a curated record